Lacerta agilis (Sand lizard) is the source of this 1693-nucleotide messenger RNA. RefSeq names its product tubulin beta class I (gene TUBB). Gene Ontology annotation, biological process: mitotic cell cycle; microtubule cytoskeleton organization. Gene Ontology annotation, molecular function: GTP binding; GTPase activity; structural constituent of cytoskeleton. The coding region runs from base 95 to 1429 and encodes 444 amino acids. The record is from RefSeq and is a predicted model, not a curated record. The transcript is spliced from 4 exons. NCBI's taxonomy places the organism in Eukaryota, Metazoa, Chordata, Lepidosauria, Squamata, Lacertidae. Gene Ontology annotation, cellular component: cytoplasm; microtubule.
AAAGCAAAAAGCGGCGUUGUCCCAGUGCGGUCUUUUUUAAGCGUACAAGCUAAAAGUGUGGGGAAGUGAUUUUUUAAAAAAAAAUCCAAGCAAAAUGAGGGAAAUCGUCCACAUUCAAGCUGGGCAAUGUGGUAACCAGAUCGGUGCUAAGUUCUGGGAGGUGAUUAGUGAUGAACAUGGGAUCGACCCCACUGGAACCUACCACGGCGAUAGUGACCUACAGCUCGACCGCAUCAGUGUUUACUACAAUGAAGCCACAGGUGGCAAAUACGUCCCUCGCGCCAUCUUGGUUGACCUGGAACCAGGAACUAUGGACUCCGUGAGGUCUGGACCUUUCGGUCAGAUCUUCAGACCAGACAACUUCGUGUUUGGCCAGAGCGGAGCUGGCAACAACUGGGCCAAAGGCCACUACACAGAAGGUGCUGAGCUGGUGGAUUCUGUCCUGGACGUGGUCAGGAAGGAAGCGGAGAGCUGCGACUGCCUUCAGGGUUUCCAGCUGACCCACUCCUUGGGCGGCGGCACCGGCUCCGGGAUGGGCACGCUUCUGAUCAGCAAGAUCCGCGAGGAAUACCCCGACCGCAUUAUGAACACCUUCAGCGUGGUGCCAUCUCCCAAGGUCUCCGACACCGUGGUGGAGCCGUACAACGCCACCCUCUCUGUGCACCAGCUGGUGGAGAACACGGACGAGACCUACUGCAUCGACAACGAGGCGCUCUACGACAUCUGCUUCCGCACCCUCAAGCUCACCACGCCCACCUACGGCGACCUGAACCACCUCGUCUCGGCCACCAUGAGCGGCGUCACCACCUGCCUCCGCUUCCCCGGGCAACUGAACGCCGACCUCCGCAAGCUGGCGGUCAACAUGGUCCCGUUCCCCCGCCUCCACUUCUUCAUGCCCGGCUUCGCCCCCUUGACCAGCCGUGGCAGCCAGCAGUACCGUGCCCUGACGGUGCCCGAGCUGACGCAGCAGGUCUUUGAUGCCAAGAACAUGAUGGCGGCCUGCGACCCCCGCCACGGGCGCUACCUGACGGUGGCAGCUGUUUUCCGCGGCCGCAUGUCCAUGAAGGAGGUGGACGAGCAGAUGCUGAACGUGCAGAACAAGAACAGCAGCUACUUCGUGGAGUGGAUCCCCAACAACGUCAAGACAGCCGUCUGCGACAUCCCUCCCCGAGGCCUCAAGAUGGCGGUCACUUUCAUCGGCAACAGCACGGCCAUCCAGGAGCUCUUCAAGCGCAUCUCCGAGCAGUUCACAGCCAUGUUCCGGCGCAAGGCCUUCCUCCACUGGUACACGGGCGAGGGCAUGGAUGAGAUGGAGUUCACAGAGGCCGAGAGCAACAUGAACGACCUGGUGUCCGAGUACCAGCAGUACCAAGACGCCACGGCGGAGGAAGAAGAGGAUUUCGGCGAAGAGGCCGAGGAGGAAGCUUGAGGCGAGUCUGCUGGCAGUUCGAAAAACAAAACAAAAAAGUAAAUAAAUCCGCACAAAAAUAAAAAUUAAAAAAAACCCUGCAUCUCCACGUUCUGUUUCUUUUUCCUUCCUCUCAAGCCUGUCAACCCCUUCCUGCAUCUCUUAAUGGGCCAGUCUCCCCAUUUUAACCUUGCCUGCACUCUGCAUUUCUUCUCAGUGGUGGGAACAGCCUGUGGCCGAUUUAACAGUGAAACGGCUGCUUAGAGAGUCCCUUGAGAGCGGCUG